Molecule: messenger RNA, 2328 nt
Organism: Anarrhichthys ocellatus (wolf-eel)
Lineage: Eukaryota; Metazoa; Chordata; Actinopteri; Perciformes; Anarhichadidae
Gene: dpy19l3
Product: dpy-19 like C-mannosyltransferase 3
Exons: 2
Coding region: 1386-1871 (161 amino acids)
Cellular component (GO): nuclear inner membrane
Molecular function (GO): mannosyltransferase activity
Source: RefSeq, a predicted model, not a curated record
CACACACACACACACACACACACACACACACACUCCCGCUCACACACGCGCUCUCUUAAGUGGGUCCAGGUCAAGCAGGAUGGAAAGGACCGUGAAAACAUGCUGGAAAGUCAUUUGUGAGUCUGGGAGUCCUGCCCGCUCGCUGUUUGUGCUUUUGGCAGUUGUUGCCGUCUGACCUGACCCUACGUGUCUGUUGGUAUCAGAAUGCUGGCGGUCUGUGGAGGAGCUUGUUGCCGAACAGAACUGGGGAAUGGUUUUAAUAAUCUCACACGUGGCCUCCUCACCCACGGUGCUGUAGAGGAGAAUGCGGCAGCAGUUGUUCAGCCUCAGGUCAAAGGGUCUGAAGGGGGUUUGUUAUCAAGUUGUCGUUCACACACACACACACACACACACACACACACACACACACACACACACACACAAUGCUUAUUCUCACCGGUCCUCCUCUGAUGUGUGGAGUGAGAGACGGUCCCGGCACAGAGCCGAGUCUAUUUCAGACGUGUGCUCACAGCCUGAGGCCGGUUCCAGAUCCACAAAACUCUCUGACAAAUGUGUCCCCCCCCCCCACGCAUUUUUCCGAGUGACGUUCCUUACCCCCACCCCAUCCUAUUCUUUGCCUGUGUGCAUGUGUGUUUUUUAUAGACAAGAGGUCACCAGUAGUGGCUCUCUUUUUUUUUUUCCCCGUUCCCUCCCUCUGACUGCUCCACUUAUCUACAGCCCAGCCCGUUGUUUCGUAGCCCUACUGUGGCUCGGUCGAGGACGGCUGCUUUUUGUUUAGAAGUGACUGCUGGAGUUCAAGGGAGGCAGAUGUUGGUCGUCGUUGGAGUACAAUGCGACGCCAGCACUGGACGGAAGCUCGCCCGGAUUCUUCAAGUGCUGCAUCAGAGGGAUGGGUGUUAUUGAAAAAGCCAUGAGGAGGAAACGCAGCAGAGGGAAACGAAAUAGAGGAGGAUCGGUGCCUGGUGAGGAGUGAAGAAGCUUUCGGGGUAAUGAGCAACAUGUGAACUUGUUAACUGGGCCUGUUCUCUUUGACCUUAAUUUAAACUGAGGAUUAGCCAUCUCAUCAGAGUUCUUGGUGGAAAGCCAAGGCUUGUUCUGCCCCGAGCAAACUCUAAAGGAGGAUUGGGAAGGAAACUAGCUGCUCAUUCCCUCGGAGAAAGCUUUUUUUUUUGCAUAUUUCCUUUUGGCAAGGAACUUGAAGCGAUUAAAAAGUUAAUUUAUUUGGACCGACUUCAAGAAACGAGAAGCGCACCGCAUUUACACUUACCGCCGUAAUGGAUUUGGAUCAGUUCUAUAACUCAGCCCGGGAGCGUGCUGUUUAUCUACCUGAAUUCAGCGCAUCAAAGGAUCCAAGAGUGUAUUGAUGAUCUCCGCCGUCUCAGGCAAUGGAGCUUCGUAAGAGAGUUAAGCCGAGCAAGCUGCAACAUCAUGCGGGCCCUCCGCGAGAUGCUGCAGAUGAAGGGAGACGCAGCGGUAACGUGAUGCGGAGCACAGAGCGGUCCCAUGCCGCCCAGGAGGGCGCGGGGGAGGCGGUUCUGCUCGGACGGUCCGGCGCUCAUUCCGGUCUGGGCAUUCUGGCCCGGCGGCCCUGGCGACGGCGUGUUUCCAUGGCGGCCGGGCUGUCAUUAGCCGGGCUGCUGGCGCUGACUCAGGCCUGGUGCGUCAACGCCAUACACGAGAACCUGCUGUGGUUCUCUCAGCUCACGGAGGUGGAGCGGGAGAUCUCGUUUCGGACCGAGUGUGGACUGUACUACUCCUACUACAAGCAGAUGUUGCAGGCCCCGUCCAUACAGGAAGGUAUGAACUGUGUUUAUGGUGGCGACAUCAUUUUUUUCCAUAUACAUAUUGCACCAAUAUUGUCUUUUUAUUGAAGUUAUCAAAUGUCAGCCUGUGCACUUGUCAUGUCAUCCUUGGUGUUAUGAGCGCUCGGGCUUUCUCCACAUGAAGCAAUGUGCAUGUGUCUCUAGUAAGAGAUACUCCUGUAUCAUUAAUGUUUAGACACGAGAACAAAAGUGUUGUGAAUGGAUUAAACAGUGUGCAUCUGAUGUAGCAUAGGCUGCAAAUGUUAGCAAGUCGGACUAACUAGCUUACUACAGUCCUAACCUAGCUGUGUGGAAGCCGGUCCUCGAUGCUAACAGAGUUUAAGCAAACGUUAACAGCUCUGUUCUGCUCUUUAUUGGAUUUGGGGACGUUUGCACCCUCAUAACUUACGUCGUCAUCCUAAAAGCGUUUUCUUUUGACUUCAAACGUGACAACACACUGUUUGAAACUGUUUAGACAUGCACGGAAACAUGACCGGGUUAGUACAGGCAUACAACCACGAGGCGG